AUGACAGGAGAAUAUGUUGCUUUCUGUGUAGUUGUCCGAAAUCAACACAAUGAUCUUCCCGAAUGGUUACAACACCAUUAUUUCCAUCAUAAUAUUCGUCGUUUUUACAUAAUGGACGAUAACUCUUAUCCACCACAUUACUUGUCUCAGAAUUUCGGCAUUCCUCGCGAGGCUAUCACGCAUAGAUAUCUUCAAAAUGUAACAACCGCCAUACAACACGGAGUGUAUAACAUAUGUCAUGAAGAUUACGGAACAAAACAUCAGUGGAUUGCACUUUUUGAUGUAGAUGAAUUCUUGGAAGUCCGAUUACCGGCCACUUUGAAUACAUUUUUGAAAAAGCAUGAAAAUGCUGGAGGAGUAGGUGUCAAUUGGCAAAUCUAUGGGUCCAGUGGGCAUUUGACGAGGCCAACAGCUGGUGUACGAAAAAGUUACUUUAAAUGCAUUUCAGACGAGUCGAAUCCCCAUAAUACGCAUAUCAAAACAAUAUCAAACACCGCUUACUUUUUAGGAAUGGAUGGAAACCCACACACAGUGUUACUAAAUAAAGGGAAAACCACCGUAGAUGAACAUGGGAAACCUAUUCCAGGGAACGGCCCAUGUCGAGUUCCCGUGACAAAAGAUAUCAUUCUUUUGCACCAUUACGUACUGAAGUCGAAGGAGGAAUACGUAGAGAAAAUGCUAAGAGGUUCAGCAAAUAGAAAUAAGAAGGAUUGGAACUUUUGGAACCAUAUUGAAAUGUCUUCAAAUGCAAGCUGUACAUACAUGACUAAAUACAAUCCAUGA
Messenger RNA from Rotaria socialis, 783 nucleotides. The record is from the annotation of a GenBank genome assembly. Lineage: Eukaryota; Metazoa; Rotifera; Eurotatoria; Philodinida; Philodinidae.